CUUUACCUCACAGCCGUGCUGACCUGUUUGACCUGAGCAAAGACCAAGAGAUGAACCUUGCCUACAUCUCUUCUGUUCCGCAUGGCGGCAUUGAACAAGUCCGAAUUCACUGGUUACUGGAAUUAGUUGCUCUCAGAGUGUUCAAUGGGAAGCUUCACUACAAUUUUACUGCCUUGGAUAACCUUAUGGAUCGCCUGUGGGAAAAUAAGCUAAUUCCAGGAUUUGAAUUGAUGGGGAAUCCAUCAGGAUAUUUUUUAGAUUUUGAAGAUAAAGAACAAGUAGUAAGAUGGAGAAACUUAAUUACACUUCUGGCCAACAGAUACAUAGCUAGAUAUGGAUUGGAGCAUGUUGCUAAAUGGAAUUUUGAAACAUGGAAUGAACCAGACCACCACGACUUCGACAACAUGUCUAUGACAGUGAAAGGGUUUCUCAACUAUUAUGAUGCUUGCUCAGAAGGAUUAAGAGCAGCCAGUCCCCUACUAAAAUUUGGAGGGCCUGGGGAUUCCUUCCACCCCUUACCCAAGUCACCCAUAUGCUGGAGUCUUCUGUGUCAUUGCUACAAUGGAACCAACUUCUUCACAGGGGAGACUGGUGUAAGGCUGGACUACAUCUCUCUCCAUAAGAAGGGAGGUGGGAGUUCUCUCUACAUCUUGCAACAAGAAGUAGAAGCAGUGGAACAAAUUCAGAAGCUGUUUCCAAAUUUUGCUUCUGUUGCCAUAUACAACGAUGAAGCAGAUCCAAUGGUUGGAUGGUCCAUUCCACAACUGUGGCGAGCUGAUGUGACGUAUGCAGCUAUGGUUGUAAAGGUAAUCAUCCAGCAUCAAAACCUGCUCAUUUCCAAAGCCAACAACACCAUCAACUACACACUGCUGAGUAAUGACAAUGCCUUCUUGAGCUACUACCCCCAUUACUUCACACAGCGGACUCUGACAGCACGUUUUCAGAUGAACAAUACAAAGCCACCUCAUGUCCAGAUGGUGCGGAAACCAGUGCUGACUGUCAUGGGCUUGCUGGCACUGCUAGGAGAAAAGCAGAUUUUCACAGAAGUGAACAGCAGUGAAGGUGAAAGCACUCAAAACAGCACAAUUGGUGUCCUGGCAUCUGUGCACACCCCUAGUGAGAUGCAGCCCUCAGACAGUUGGCAAGUUACUCUACUGAUGUAUUCAAGUGUGGAUAACAGGACGUCAUCCAACAUCACCACCGUCACAGUGAACACCACCCACGUCCCCAAACUUAGAGAGCUGGUGUAUGUGACAUAUUACCUGGAUAACAACCAAACCAAUCCCUACCUGAAGUGGAAAAAGCUAGGAAGCCCUGACUUUCCUUCCCCAGAACAGUUCCAGCAAAUAAGGGAUGCUGAGGACCCAGUGGCAACAGGCCCAUUCCCAUUUCCUGAAGGUGGCAUCCUGACACUGAAGCAAGACUUCCCCAUUCCCUCAGUCUUUCUUAUCCACAUUUGUGCAAGACCCAGAUCUGUUCCUGAUCAAGUGACUGGUGUUCGUUUGAUUCCUCUCACAAAGGGGCAGGUCAUUGUGUUGUGGGACGAUAGCUGUGUAAAUUCAAAAUGUAUAAAGACAUUUGAAGUGGAGUUCUCACCAGAUGGAAAAGCAUACCGGCGGAUUAAUGCCAAAGACACAAUAUUCACUGUCUGGGUCUACAGUCCAGGAAGCUCAGUCUCCGGCUUUUACAGAGUGCGUGCCAUUGACUACUGGGGGAAGGCAGGCCUGUCCUCUCUUCCUGUGGAGUACGUUGAAGCUUUCAAGUGACUCUGAAGAGUGGUGCCUGGCUUGGUGACUGAGCGGUGUAUGCUCCCUUCAAAUGACAACUCCCCAGAAAAAUAAGCUCCUCCCAGGCUGAGGAGGGAGUAUCAAAAUGACCUGAUGAAGCAGGCUAGGAAUGCAAGUUAGAAGCUACUGCCCCUGUUAACUCUUCAGAGCAAAAAAGGCAGCAUUAUCAAACAGCCACAACUGACAACCCAACUGGUACAAUUGUAAGAGGCUGCUGUAGGGCUGGGAUUCAGCUUGGUAACUAGGAAUUAUGGGAAUAAAUGUUUAUUAUUGCCUAUUUUACACUGAGCUAAUAGCCAGGAUAACCAGAGCUUUAUAGAGGUCACAAACUGCAGCAGAAACAGGAGCAUCGCUUCACCUUAUGAGUGAGGAUGGCAGCAAAGGCACAAGGAGAACCUGUCAGAGAGUGAACUGCCUGCCUCAGCUGCCUGGCUGUCUUGACAUAAUGGUUUGAUGGAAAAGUGCACAGCAACCAGAUGCGUCUGGAGCUUCUCCACUGGUUAGUCACACGUGCUCCAGUGGGUUAUUUCAGAGCACUUGCUAUGUCUUCAGAUAUAUGAAGUUCUUCACCCCAUCGCAGAAGG
Balearica regulorum gibbericeps (East African grey crowned-crane) is the source of this 2371-nucleotide messenger RNA. Lineage: Eukaryota; Metazoa; Chordata; Aves; Gruiformes; Gruidae. The record is from RefSeq and is a predicted model, not a curated record.